Molecule: messenger RNA, 2418 nt
Organism: Misgurnus anguillicaudatus (oriental weatherfish)
Lineage: Eukaryota; Metazoa; Chordata; Actinopteri; Cypriniformes; Cobitidae
Source: RefSeq, a predicted model, not a curated record
CGCAAGCCAGUGACGUUCUGCGCAUGCUCACGACGAACCAGAGAGCUGCAAGCAAAAAGUACAAGAGACAAAGGGAAUAAACAACUCAAGGAGUGGAGGUGAAAACAUCGAUCCAGGGGAACUUAGAGAAACAUCCCAUACUCAGAUAUAUCACAAGUACACAAUGCUUCUUUCUGCAUGACGGCAAUUCUCACAGGGUUUAUUGUGGCAGUUGUCCACCCUACCAGGAUUCUUUAUUGCUGACCCAUUGUCUUCGUUCCUGAUGUCAUUCAAAAUGGGAAGAACUGCUUCAUCCUAGUGGUUAUUAUGGUGCUCGGCAAGUCUUGGUGCAAUAAAGUGAAUGCAAAACGUGGAUGCAAGUGAAUUUGCUACUAAGAAGAUACAACAGAUUCACAGACCAAACACUUUUAACCUAAAAGGUGCCCUGGCUCACCCUGUUCCCCUGUAGCUACCUCCCCUCCCCUUGCCACUCAUCCCAAGCAUCUGCGAGGUUGCUACGGAGAUGAUAGUGGUGACAUAGCAGGAGCAGUGAUGGGGAGCACUCCAUGUUCUGGUAAGGGGAGGGGGGUAGGGGGGUUUCAGGAGCUAGGUUGUAUGCCAUGGAAGGUCAGCAAGCAAAAAGGAGCCGUCGGCGGACGCGGGUGCGAGCUGGAGGAAAGGCCAAAUGCAGGAACGCCUCACGCAUCCUCGCCAACUCCUGCCAUCUAUCACGAAAAGCAACAUAGGGAGCUGUGCGCUCUGCACGCCCUAAACAACGUCUUCCAGGAUGGAACUGCUUUUAGCAGGGAUGCACUUCAGGAAAUUUACCAAAGGCUGUCCCCUAGCACGUUGGUGACGCCCCACAAGAAAAACAUGCUGGGUAAUGGCAACUAUGAUGUGAAUGUUAUCAUGGCUGCUUUGCAGACUCGUGGAUUUGAGGCCGUUUGGUGGGACAAGAGAAGGGACGUCGGCAGCAUUGCGUUGCCGAAUGUUACCGGUUUUAUCUUAAACGUGCCAUCCAAUCUGCGUUGGGGGCCUUUGCGGCUGCCGCUCAAGCGGCAGCACUGGAUCGGAGUUCGAGAAGUGGGAGGAGUCUACUACAACUUGGACUCAAAACUACGCAGUCCUCAUCCCAUUGGGACGGAAGAUGAACUAAGGAAGUUCUUGCGUCACCAGCUUCGUGGGAAGAACUGUGAACUCCUGUUGGUCGUGCCGGAAGAGGUUGAGGUUCACCAGACGUGGCGGUCUGAAAACUGAUGAACGUUUUGGAUCAGUUUUUUCGGGGUGGUUUGUCCAGUUUAUGCGUUGAAAUGUUAGGUUCAAUCAGUUUAAAACAAAUGGAAGCACACUGGUCAGACAUGGUUUACACACACGUACAGCUGGACUCUUGCCAUGGAGACUAACGCAGCAAAGGACACACACAGGGAUAUCACAAACCUACUCAACAACACUACACUGAUCUGAGAUUUUGUUUGCUUUUUUGGGACGAUUCUGAUGCAUUUUUUUUAUAUACGUUAUUUCUUCUACUUUGUACUGUUUCUGACUUGAAACUGAGAGGUAAUGGAUUUAUUAGUGAUGUGUUUUCCCUGUGCAUCACUGUCUGACGUCACCCUCUUUCCAUGUGAUUUCCUGUGCAUCCAUGUGAUUGUUUGAACCGUCUGUCACACAUCUAAGCCUCCUCUCUCACAUGUUAAAGGUAUCCGACUGUAUUUUUAACACAAGGGUGCAUAUGUACUUAUUUAGUGCAUGUUAUUGAAAAUAUAUAGAGAAGGCACACAGUAGCCAUUUAAUGGCAUAUUGACAAAUAAGUUCCCUGUAUAUUACAGUACAGCAUGACAUCACAGUAAUUGGAUGUUUGUACUAAUUUAUUGUAUAUUACAAAAAUGAUCAAUCAUUCAUUUUUUUGCAUUGGAAAAGAUGAGCAUUGGUAGAAAAGUAAAACUGCUAAAAGCUUUAUACUGGAAAUAUGAAACGGGCUGCUGUGAGAGAGGAAGGACUCGAAUCUGAAAUUGGGUUGGUGUUUGGUUGAUUCAUCUUGACUUGAGAUCGAUAUUGGAUUUACAUGGCCUUAAAAUGUUUACAGGAGGAGCAGAUCACGCAUUCAAAAGGGAACUCUAAUAAUGCAUCUCAGGUUAUCUUCAGAUCCAGCUUGAUUCAAUUAACACCUAAACAUCACUCAUAAACAAAGAUAAACAGGUUGUAAGUGUUUAAACAGACAUUCCACAUUUCCAUAAACAGGGUGCUUUGUUACACAGUGGAGGUGGAUAAAUUCAUUUGCCAUGACAAUCUAAAUCCCCACUUCCCUUUUUAAGGGAGGUAGGGACAACAUGUGCUCAUGCCAUUGUUUUCCAUUGUUGAAAUAAAAUGCUUCUGAUGGCACUUUAUGUAUUAUGUAAAAUGUGCUGUGACAUCAUUAAAGUUGUCUUUGUAUGUACACAA